Botrytis fragariae is the source of this 252-nucleotide messenger RNA. RefSeq lists its product as uncharacterized. NCBI's taxonomy places the organism in Eukaryota, Fungi, Ascomycota, Leotiomycetes, Helotiales, Sclerotiniaceae. The record is from RefSeq and is a predicted model, not a curated record. The transcript is spliced from 3 exons. The coding region runs from base 1 to 252 and encodes 83 amino acids.
AUGUGGAUCUCUUUCAUGCUGGCAUCUGUACCUUUUUCCACUUUUUUGGCUUGCAGACUUGCUUGCAGACUUGCAGACAAGGGCUUUUCUCUGGCUUUCUUGCCAAGACUCACACCCUCGAACCUCUAUCUGACAUCUGACUCCGUCCAUAUGAAUGUUGAAGAAAAAGAAGCAGUCAAGAAUAGAAUUGGAAUUGGAGCUAACUGGGGACUGGAGAAGCUUGAAUGCAAAACUAAUCAGAAUCCGGUCUAG